CACACAGUCAAGAUGCAGUGGACUCCGUGUAUGCGCUGGCUCUGGAUUUUGAUUGUCGUGAUAUUUUACGGCCUUCCUAGAACCAAAGGCCAUGGAUACCUCGUGGAACCACCCCAGCGUUCCUCUCUCUGGAGACAUGGACUCGGGCCUGAUAAUUACAAUGAUAACGCCCUUAAUUGUGGCGGAUUUAAGCGCCACUGGACUCAGAAUGGCGGUAAAUGUGGUAUUUGUGGGGACGCCUACGAUCUUCUGCCACCCCGCCCUAACGAGGACGGUGGGUUCUUUGGAAAGGGGGUCGUAAUCAGAACGUAUCGCUCCGGUGAGGAUAUUGACGUUGUUGUCAAUCUAACUGCCAACCACUUAGGAUGGAUGGAGUUCAAACUCUGUUCCCAUGACAACAGUGACCAACCUGUCACCCAGGAGUGCCUAGAUAAGAAUGUAUUACGUAUACUACCCAAUAACAAAGGGAAAAGAACCGUCAAGAGGUUUUAUGUUGGGAAACAGAAACUGAUUUCAUUGAGGAUCAAAUUGCCAUCUGAUUUUUCAUGCAAAAAAUGUGUUCUUCAAUGGAAAUAUAACGCAGGUAACAGCUGGGGUUGUGGUGAUAGCGGAUGUGGUAUUGGGCUUGGUCCACAAGAACAAUUCUACAACUGUGCUGACAUAAGCAUCCUAAAGAAGAUAAAAAUCAUACAAAAAGAUUCAACAGAAGACUCAGAAGAAACCGACAACAAAAAAUCUAGUGAAGAUACCAGUGAAAUAUCGGAUGAAGAUAUGGUUUCAAAAUUGAAAAGAAAAGGAAGCGGAAAAUACAUUGACAUGGUUAAAAACAAAGCCAAUCAAAUGAACUGUCGCCCUACUAAGCGUUGGCGUUCCGUUCCGGGAAUGAUUCAGUGGUGUUUACAAAGUUGUCCGAAAUGUCCGACAUCACAUUGUAAAUGUGAAUUUAAAGAAGUAAAACUUUUAAACUUAUUGGUAUAAUAUAACGCCUUUUGAAAAGCAAAACACAUUUUUAGAAACUUCAAUAAAAUCUAUUCUUUAUAAAUGUAUAAUAUUAAUUUAAUUUUAUGUUAUAGAGUUAGAGAGUUAAACAAAGUGGUAGUCCUUCAUCUGUUGUAUGUUUGUACUUGUGUCAAAAUGUAACAGGGCUUGACGAUUUUAAAUUCACAGCAAUUACACUCUGCCUUAAAUAAA
This is a messenger RNA of Saccostrea echinata, 1191 nucleotides long. RefSeq lists its product as uncharacterized. The record is from RefSeq and is a predicted model, not a curated record. The transcript has 3 exons. NCBI's taxonomy places the organism in Eukaryota, Metazoa, Mollusca, Bivalvia, Ostreida, Ostreidae. Bases 13 to 978 code for a protein of 321 amino acids.